UUAGUCGCGCCAGCAUAUCAUCGAUAGCGGAGUGCACGGCGAAAAAACCGUUCGAAGUGGCCAGCCCAAUUAGUCGCUAAACGUUGCUCACCGCGAACAGUUCUCCCAGCGAAGAAACGUCGUGCUGUGGCCGUGUCUGGUGGCAGACGGAAAUCUAAGAGGUGCUAAUAGUUACGGCACGGAAGUUGGAUUCCGGUGGCGGGGAUAUACACAAAUAUUCGGUUUCGGGUGUUGUGAUUGACACCGAUAGUGUGAUUGAUGGUGGAUCAGUUUUUCAAGAGUUCCCAGGCGUUGAAGAGGUUCACUUGUUUGAAUUCGACUUGAAUCGUGUCAUCAACGUUGCGCGCUCUGAUAAGGGAUAUCAUCGGUUACUCAUCGCGAUAACAGCCAGCCAGUGUAGCAGUCGAAGGCAUCCAACGUACGAUACAACAACAACAACAACACAAAGCAAUAUCAACAGGCAGUGAUAGAGGCUCCACCGUUGAGCGGGUAGUUGUGCCAAUUGAUAAAGUGAUCAUUGUUUGCAUUUCAAAAGUGGAAACCAGAUAUCAUUGAAAAAUAAGGCGCGAUGGAUCCCAGUAUUCUAGCAACCAUGGACCGUGACGCACUGAAGAAGCAAAUCGAGAACAUGAAGUACCAGGCUUCGAUGGAACGGUGGCCAUUGUCGAAGAGCAUCGCUGCGAUGCGAGAAUACGUGGAGGAGAACGAGAAGAACGACCCGCUAAUCCACGCGCCCGACAAGAAGAACAACCCGUGGGCGGAGAAGGGCAAAUGCGUCAUCAUGUAAAUACUUCAUCUCCAUCUUCAAAUAAUACAGCAACCAAACCACAAUCGAUUCCUACUAGAAACUCAUAACAUCUUUAAAUAUCUACAUUUAGAAAAAAAUCAACCGAAUCGAUACUCGAAAAAGAAAACAAUUUCUUCGCCAUUCUACACUUUCUUUACACACAUACCCAUACUAAAAGUGUCUAUUGGUUACCUAAUAACCGAAUCGAUCCGGAAGAAAAACCAAAUUCAGCUGUAUUUGUUGUUGUGCGCUUUCAGUUACAAUUGUAAAUCGUCCGGGUUUUUGUUCUACUGUUGUUUUGGAACUGUUUGUUUAUUAUAAUGACUCCAAAUUUCGAAAAAAUAAACAUAUAUUAUUAUAUUAUUCGAUAGGAAAAAGGUCAUAACACGAAAUACUCUAAAAUAUGGUCGAAGAAAUAUGAAAAUCUCAGCAUGAUCCUGUACAAAACUGAAACAAAAGCUUUGUUUUAUUUCUCGUGUAUAUGUAGCCUAAUCUCGUAUCGUGUAGUUCGAUUUCUAACUCUGUUUUACACUAUGUAGCUAUCUAAGUUGCGUUUCUCUUUUCAACUGACUAUUAUAGAUUUUGAUAAAAUCGGAAAAAUCUUAAUCGUCACUUGAAACUUUCUGGUGAAGGUUUAUGUUCGGAUUCGUGGUGCGCAAAGUGCGCGAUUGAUUUGAACCAAUGUUCGAAUGCCUUGUAAAAAAACCUCCCGCUGUCUUCUUAUGUUUCGGAUUUCCGUUUCUGCGUCGUUCAUCUAUUUGUUUUUGAAUGCCACGGGUCGGGUGAUGUGAUCGGUACAAACGGGAACGGAGUGGAACGCCCCACCGGGUCCCGAUCAUGGGUAACCCAAGUUGUACAGUGUCAUGUUCUGUUCGUUAGUAGCGUAUCUGAAGCGUCCGAACGAGUUAGUCAUCGAGUUCCGAAUUUCUGUUGUCUUCCUCCCAUGACAGAUAAGAGACCCGUAGCCCGUCAUCUUCCCCAGCCUGCAAUCGUGGCUUCCAUCGCGAGCUUCACCAGAGCCACCAAGAUCAAGAGCAGCAUCGACGGCGGUUGCGCGGAGCUAACGACCAGUGCGCGUAUGGAGAAGCAUGGUGGAAGGUGUGCAGACGGGAAUAUUAGCAGGGAAGCCAACGAAUGUAGGGAACCAUUUUUGGUUAUGAUUGUGUUCUAUUGCCGUGAGAUAAAUGAUACAGAAAAUUUGAGUUCGAAGGUAUGAGGAAGAAGCCACGGAAGUUAACAGAUUAAUACAAAAAGCCACAAAUUCCGAGUUGAUGAAGUCAUUUUUAUAAAUAGGGACUUGUUCGUAAGAAAUUAAUGUUCUGAAGCAGAAUAGCUCUGAGUGCUGCCAUCUGUUGAUGUAGAACUACGCAUGUUGACAAACAUACAUAUGUAGCACACGUUCAGUAGCGGAUGCAUCGAGUAUCCUGAUCUGCAGUGAAAUGUUGUCGAUGUGAUACUCUACUCACAGAUUUACGGUCCCAGGUAAAACUUCCCCGCGAAAUAUUUAAAUUCCAACUUAUGUGAGCCAAUCAGGUUUGUAAAAGCCAUUUGCAAAAGUGUGAUCAACAUCGAAUUCGAGUUGAUAAUUACUUCCAGUGAUUGAAUCCAUUUAGAGAGGAGCUUAGCGACUCCUUACCGCUUUUUUAUGUGUAAUCGUCUCAACAAAAUACGACACAAUUCAAGUCUAACAGUCUAGAUAAAUUGUCGAAAAUUAUCAUCUACAGAAGUUAUUAAAAAAGUUUUGUGAUAGUUUGAAAAAUCUAAGUUUUCAAGUCCGGACUCCAGAGGGCUUUGAGAAGCAAACCCUCCCCGUUUACAAGUGUAAGAAAAGCAGUAUUUAAGAAUUUCUGUAAAAGCACGCGUAAUUUAUCCGAUGAUAAAACUACUUACAAUCAUAUGACCAAAUAUACAGAUCAAACAACAAAUGAAACAAUCCCUUCUAUCGCUCCCACAAAAUCCAAGAAAAAAUAAUAUAGAAUUUAACAAGGCUUGCUAGAGCUCAUAAAAUGAUUAUCACCCUAAAACAGUAAGUCACGAUUCAGAAAUCGAAGGUGUUUCAAUUAAUUUGUAGCUUGUUUAUUCUAAAGAAGAAAAUCUAAAUCAUUCGAUAGACAUUAUGUGCAUGUCGGAGUAAAAACAAAGCAAAUAACUAAUAUUUGAAUUAAAUGCAUAGUAAUUCGAUCGACAAAUAA
Molecule: messenger RNA, 2979 nt
Organism: Armigeres subalbatus
Lineage: Eukaryota; Metazoa; Arthropoda; Insecta; Diptera; Culicidae
Gene: Ggamma30A
Product: guanine nucleotide-binding protein subunit gamma-e
Exons: 3
Coding region: 569-787 (72 amino acids)
Biological process (GO): phospholipase C-activating G protein-coupled receptor signaling pathway; sensory perception of taste
Cellular component (GO): heterotrimeric G-protein complex
Molecular function (GO): G-protein beta-subunit binding
Source: RefSeq, a predicted model, not a curated record